AUGAAUCCCCUCGAGGCUGCCGAAAGCGUGGCAGAACAGUUUGAAGUCUCAGAUUCUAACAUUCAGAAUUGCGUCAACCAGUUCAUAACGGAGCUCAAUGAUGGCUUAUCGGAAUGGCGACCGACAAUGUGCCAGAUACCAACAUAUAUCACUCGCGUCGCUAAUGGGACGGAGAGAGGAUUUACACUCGCUGUCGAUCUGGGCGGAACUAACCUGAAGAUCUGCUCUGUCGAUCUGCACGGAAAUUCGACAUAUACGACCAAACAAUCUGAAUGCCUGAUACCGAAGAAUCUGACGGUCGCCUCAAAAGCAAAUGACCUCUUCGCGUUCAUUGCUGCCGAGAUAAAGGCGUUUCUCGAGGAUCAUCAUGUUAACCGACUGCACUCUAACCAAAAGCUCAGUUUGGGCUUCUGUUUCGCUUUUCCUCUCAGGCAGACCUCUGUAAACUCCGGAGUCCUCCUGCACUGGGUCAAAGGUUUCGAUGUACCUGAUGCUGUCAACCAAGACGUCUGCCAGCUAUUGCAAAACGAGCUCGACAACCAAAAGGUUCCGGUGAAGAUCAGUGCGAUUGUCAACGACACACUGGGCACAUUGAUGACGCGUGCCUACACAUUGCCUGUAAACAAGACACGUACCUCAGUCGGUGCGAUCUUCAGCACAGGGACCAACGGUGCGUACCUGGAACAACUCCACAAAAUCAAAAAGGACAUCGGCAAACAUGACAGCAGUACUGGAGAGAUGUUCCUCAGCACAGAGUGGGGUUCUUUCGACCAAGUACUAUCCGUACUAAGCAACACCCAAUACGACCAACACAUCGCCCAAUACGGUGUAGACCGCAACAUGCAAAUGUUCGAGAAGCGAAUGAGCGGACCAUUCCUCGGCGAACUCCUCCGAAUAGCCAUCGAAAGAAUGUACGAUGAUCCCCGUCUCGGCCUCUUCCCAAAUUACAAACGUGGCGACAAGAAACUCAAUCUACGAACCCCAUGGUCCGUGGAGCCAAGCAUGCUCAGCAUCGCCGAAGGCAGCGACACCAAAGCCCUAACCAAGAAGAUCGAAGAGGUCUUCGGCUUUCCCAGCUGGGCGAUCACACUCCAAGACUCCCGCGCUGUCCAAAUGGUCAGUCGUGCGAUCGGACGACGCGCCGCACGGCUCGCAGGCAUGGCCGUCGGUGCCGUCAUCAUACAAAGCGGUAAACUUCAACAUCACGAUCCCCUCGUCCAACCAGCGAGAGAAUCCAUCGAGGGUCGCCGCAUGUCUGAAAUCAACGCCGAAGCGAGAAUGGUUGACGUGGCUGUGGACGGCAACGUCUUCGAGAUGUUUCCUAGGUUCGAGGUUCACAUGCGAGAUGCGCUGAGGGCGAUCGAUGGUAUUGGACCGGAAGGCGAGAGGAGAAUACGUAUUGGACUUGCGAAGGAUGGCUCGAGUGUUGGAACGGCUAUUAUUGCGUUGCUUGCGGCGCAGCAGGAGGACGUACGGGAUGGUUUGAGCAAGUAA
This is a messenger RNA of Lithohypha guttulata, 1494 nucleotides long. Its product is annotated as glucokinase. Gene Ontology annotation, molecular function: D-glucose binding; glucokinase activity; ATP binding. Gene Ontology annotation, cellular component: cytosol; mitochondrion. The transcript has a single exon. Lineage: Eukaryota; Fungi; Ascomycota; Eurotiomycetes; Chaetothyriales; Trichomeriaceae. Bases 1 to 1494 code for a protein of 497 amino acids. Gene Ontology annotation, biological process: glucose metabolic process; glucose 6-phosphate metabolic process; intracellular glucose homeostasis. The record is from RefSeq and is a predicted model, not a curated record.